Molecule: messenger RNA, 891 nt
Organism: Zychaea mexicana
Lineage: Eukaryota; Fungi; Mucoromycota; Mucoromycetes; Mucorales; Lichtheimiaceae
Product: S-adenosyl-L-methionine-dependent methyltransferase
Exons: 5
Coding region: 1-891 (296 amino acids)
Biological process (GO): tRNA methylation
Cellular component (GO): tRNA (m1A) methyltransferase complex
Source: RefSeq, a predicted model, not a curated record
AUGUUUGCUCGUCCCCCCAUUCGAUCCUUACAACGCCGGUUUCCAAUUCACAAAGCACAGCAAUGCACAAUUUCGACUUUCCAGGAGGGCGACUUUUGCAUGCUUCGAGAACUAAAGUCCAAUCGCAAGUACUUGGUGGGCCCACUAGAAGAGGGCCAACAUAAGGAUUACAAGGGUGGAAUCCUUCCUCACUCGAAACUGAUUGGAGCUUCGGUAAGAUCAUCAGUACGCACUCAUAAUGAUGCGUUUGGGUUUAUGGUGCAUAAGCCGACACUUGACGAGUACGUAAUCAACGUUCCCCGUAGCUGUACGCCUAUCUAUCCAAAAGAUGCAUCCACUAUCGUACAAAUGCUUGAUAUUGAGCCUGGUCAUCAGAUCCUAGAAGCCGGAACUGGCAACGGCGCUUUGACUCUGUAUUUAGCAAGAGCAGUCUCUACCCAAGGACGGAUACACACCUGCGAUAUUCGUGAGGGUCACUCCAACACAGCACGGAAACAUGUACAACGCUACGAGCGAGGACGAUACAAGGAUGCGGUAUCUUUUCACAUUGGUGAUGUAUGUGAGGUGGCGCCAAAGGAUGUAAUCUUUGAUGGUAUUGUCCUUGAUAUGCCCGCACCAAGCGAAUAUAUUGAAAAACUACUGCCACUUUUACGCAACGAUCGGUUCAUUGUAUGCUAUCUACCAAAUAUGACACAGGUGUUGGAUUUGGUGCGGGCCGUCCGAGAUCUGCCAAUGGUGAUGGAUUCUUGUAUCGAGGCCGAAUGGAAGGAAUGGGAAGUGCGAGCAACACAAAUCAGAAGCACGGAAGAGCUGGCGUGGGUUUGUCGACCCAAAAAUUUUGAUGUGAAAGGUCAUACAGCGUUCUUGACAAAAUUGCGAAAAACUGAAUAA